AUGAUUAUUACUGGUGAUGAUGUUGAUGGAAUUGCAAGUUUGAAAUCAGAAUUGGCUUGUCGUUUUGAAAUGAAGGACUUGGGCACACUAUCUUAUUUUUUGGGGACCGAAGUUGCUUCUUCUCCUAGAGGUUAUCUUAUCUCUCAGUCCAAGUAUACUAUGGAUGUCAUUGAGCGUGCUCGUCUUAUUGAUAAUAAAUCUGCUGAUACUCUUCUUGAGUCCAAUGCUCGAUAUUCAUCCUCUGAUGGUGUACCCUUGACUGAUCUCACUUUGUAUCGCACUAUUGUUGGAUGUCUAGUUUAUCUUACCAUCACACGUCCUGAUAUUGCUUAUGCUAUUCACAUUGCCAGCGACCCCAUUGAUCGCAAGUCCACUACGAGUUUUUGUGUAUUUUUGGAUGAUUUACUUAUCUCUUGCAAAAGUAAGAAGCAGACUGUUGUUUCCCGCUCCUCUACAGAAGCAGAGUAUCAAGCUAUGGCAUCUACCACCACUGAGAUUGUGUGA
Messenger RNA from Olea europaea var. sylvestris, 504 nucleotides. RefSeq lists its product as uncharacterized. The coding region runs from base 1 to 504 and encodes 167 amino acids. Lineage: Eukaryota; Viridiplantae; Streptophyta; Magnoliopsida; Lamiales; Oleaceae. The record is from RefSeq and is a predicted model, not a curated record. The transcript is spliced from 2 exons.